Molecule: messenger RNA, 939 nt
Organism: Peronospora belbahrii
Lineage: Eukaryota; Oomycota; Peronosporomycetes; Peronosporales; Peronosporaceae
Source: the annotation of a GenBank genome assembly
AUGGCAACACGAGACUUGACGCGUCAGUUCUUGCAGCUACGUACGGAUGAAAAGGCCAAGGUAUUACGACGUAAGAACAUUGUGAGUCGUCGAGAAGAAGAAGAAGAAGAAGCAGAUGAUGAUGCUAAUGGGUUUAGAAAGAACAAGAAGAAGAUGAAGGAGAUGAAUAGUAUUGUUAUUAUUGGUCCAGAAUGGGUGAAUGUUGUAAAUGUGACGAAUCAACACGUAGCCCGGAUUAAAGAAAUGAUGGAAAAGCUCCAUAAACUUCAUACGAGUCGCUUGAUGGUGCGUUUUGACGGUUCGGAAUCAAAGUAUGAGCAGGAGAUUGAUUACGUGACGUUAGAAAUCACGAACGAGUUUCGCAGUGCUGAAAAAGAAUUACGACGGAUGGCUCAGAGGGAUUGGAAUAAAGAGUUCUCAGCUGCUGACGCCAAAACGAGACAGAAUGUACAAAGAGCUUUGGCAACGCAACUACAGAAAUUGUCAAGUGACUUUCGAAAGUCACAAAAGACAUAUCUUGCACGCGUAAAGAACCAGAAAGAGGGUCCAGUAGAGUUUGAUUUCUUGACUGAGAAUGAUACUAAGCAGAAACGACAUGGUAGACUUGAGACGGGAUUUACAACAACGCAAGUCACCGAGGUCGAGAUUGCCGAGGACGUUAUUAACGAGCGUGAUCAGGAAAUUCAACGUAUUGCUGCGUCUAUCACGGAGUUGGCGACAAUAUUUAAGGAACUAGCCGUGCUUGUUAUCGACCAGGGCACGAUCCUAGACCGCAUUGAUUAUAACAUGGAACAGGUCGUGGAGCAGACGGAAAAGGGUAUUGAAGAGCUAGAGAAAGCUGAGAAAACGCAGAAGAAUAGUCGACCUAUGAAAUGUAUUGGUCUGCUGCUCGUGAUGAUCUUCAUUAUGACUGUGCUGCUCGUGCUUAAACAUUCGUAG